Verruconis gallopava is the source of this 3984-nucleotide messenger RNA. RefSeq lists its product as uncharacterized. The record is from RefSeq and is a predicted model, not a curated record. Lineage: Eukaryota; Fungi; Ascomycota; Dothideomycetes; Venturiales; Sympoventuriaceae. The coding region runs from base 99 to 3776 and encodes 1225 amino acids. Gene Ontology annotation, molecular function: deoxycytidyl transferase activity; damaged DNA binding; DNA-directed DNA polymerase activity. Gene Ontology annotation, biological process: error-free translesion synthesis; error-prone translesion synthesis. Gene Ontology annotation, cellular component: nucleus. The transcript is spliced from 2 exons.
AGCUCUCUCCCUUCUACUGCUGCUACUCGACAUAAUGGACAGUGGGGGUUGAUUUCAAAAACUCAGUUGCCUCCAAGAUAUAAUGAUAAGCUUCCGCAAUGGGUUCGCGCCUGGAGAAGGGUUCCAACGCGGUGCGGAAACGCAUCGAGAGUCACACUUUCACUCAUGAAGAAGGCGAAGAAUACGAGGCGUCCGCGUUCGGCGGUUUUGGUGACUACUUUCGCAGGAAGAAGAUCAAGCUACAGAAUCUUGAUGUCGAGCUUCGAUCGCAAGCUGGAGACAAACCUCAAAUCUUCCGUGGUGUAGUUGCUCAUGUCAAUGGAUACACGCAGCCGUCUUUGAAUGAUAUACACAAGCUUAUAGUGCAGCACGGCGGUGGGUUUAUGCAGUACCUGGAUGGGAAGACGACAGUGACGCAUAUCAUCGCCAGCAGUCUGACGCCCAAAAAAGCGGUCGAAUUCAAACGAUAUCGUAUAGUUAAGCCAGCGUGGGUUGUAGAAAGUGUAAAAGCAGGGAGGUUACUGCCCUGGGACCAGUUUCGUGUUCUAGAUGAGGGUUCUGGGCAAAGAGUAAUUGGCUUCCAUGAUGGCAAGGUCGUUUCUGAGGUUAGCACACAGAAACGCGGUUACAAAGACCAGACAGACACGAGCUGGUACACAGAACAGCUGAAAUGGACACCGAAUAUUUCGGGUCGAAACACGUGUCGCGGUCAAGUGGAGCUGCCAGUCGGGUCAGAUAUUGUUGACGACAUCGACGAUACAGAUGAACUGCCGGCAUCAACUCAGCCUCCAUCACAUAUGGCUCCGGAAUUUGUUGGCGACAAUCCGCACAAUAAUUUACCUAUGAAGCCUCAGGAUAAUACAAAAUUUACGUCGCUCUCAUGUCAAAGUGCCCUCGACAACAUUGAGGACGAAUCCAAGCCAGAUCAUUUCGCUGAUGAAAUCCAGAAAACCGAAGCGCAAAAAACGUGUAGCCCUGGCAUUAGUGGUACAUCUGACUUAAAGCUGAAUCAGGAUUCAUUUUCCGAUGCUCAAAAAACCCACGAAACAAAACCAAACGAUGACCUCGAGCAGGAACUGAAUAACACGAAGGACGUGGAUGCCGAUAAGAUAAACGGGAAAAAGUGCGAGAGUAAUGGGCCAGAGAAAGACGAAGGCAACGCUGAUACCCCAGCCAAGCGUAUAAAGCUAACAGCUGAGGAGCAUAACCGGAUCUUGCUCUCUGACCCUCGUAUUUGGAAGUCUUCCGUUCUCAAUCCGGAAUUUCUGGAAAACUACUAUCGUGAAUCACGUUUACACCACUUGUCGACAUGGAAAGCCGAUCUUAAGUCACAGCUGCAAGCGAUGGCUGAAGAGAAGUCUCUAUCACGGAAAACUCGACAGAUGCGAGACCCACGAGCUAGACGCUACAUCAUGCAUGUCGACUUUGACAGUUUUUUUGCGGCCGUAUCGCUGAAAAAAUUCCCACAGUACAAGGAUAAGCCCGCUGUAGUGGCUCACAGCGGAGGAAGUGCCUCGGAAAUUGCGAGUUGCAAUUAUCCUGCGCGUAAGUUCGGCAUCACAAACGGCAUGUGGAUGCGCAAGGCUCAUGAACUAUGCCCUGACGUAAAGGUACUGCCUUACGACUUUCCAGCAUACGAAGAAGCAAGUCGAUCGUUUUAUGAAGUCAUCAUUGCUACUGGAGGGGUUGUUCAAAGUGUUAGCAUCGACGAAGCCCUGGUAGAUAUUUCCGCCCUCUGCUUCGCGGAAGCAGGUGGGAGUGGAAUCAGUAAAAAUGAAGAUACAAUCUGCCGAGAGCAACAAACUGCAGACAAGAUUGCAAAGAAGCUGCGAGACGAAGUAAAGGAGAGGACCGGCUGCGAUGUCUCCGUUGGCAUAGGUGGCAAUAUCCUGCUCGCAAAACUUGCCCUUAGAAAAGCGAAGCCAGCAGGCCAGUUUCAAAUUUUUCCAGAUCGUGCGCUGGAUUUCAUUGGGCCCUUGGAGGUGACUUCACUCCCCGGAGUAGCUUACAGCAUUGGUGGUAAGCUCGAAGCUAUGGGGAUCAAGAUCGUGGCAGACAUUCGCCAAUUCAGUAAGGAGAAGAUGAUGGCCAUUCUCGGUCCAAGGACGGGUGAGAGGCUUUGGGACUAUGCGCGCGGUGUUGAUCAAAAAGAGGUCGGCGAUGUUGAGGUUCGAAAGUCUGUCUCAGCGGAAGUCAAUUGGGGCGUACGUUUCUAUAAUCAGCAGCAGGUCGAUGAGUUUAUGCUGAAUAUAAGUGGCGAACUCUCGAGGCGACUCGUCAGGGAACGCGUCAAGGGCAAACAGCUGUCUCUUAAGGUCAUGAAGCGUGCGGCGGACGCUCCCUUGGAUCCACCGAAGCAUAUGGGCCACGGAUGGUGUGACACCUUCAAUAAAAGUGUCCUCCUCGGCGUUGCUACGAAUUCACGCGAUAUUCUUGCAAAAGAGUCACUCUCAAUGCUUAAGUCAUUUGCCUUCUCACCCGGAGAACUGCGUGGCAUAGGUGUGCAAAUGACGCGUCUGGAGCCUUUAAAAGCCUCAAUCGGUCAAGCUGAGAGCAGUCAAAAGAAACUACAGUUCAAAUUUGAGGAGCAAAGGAAACGAGCAGAGAACUCUGCUGACCCGGAGGAUGAUCCUAUUGAGGACGUUACGACCCCCCAAAAGCCAAAGGGAGCAGCGAAUAAAGUGAUGUUUGGUUCUCCUGAGCUUAAUAAAGACAGCACCAGUCGCAAGCCGUUGAAUACACGUGGCUCUCAAUUUAUCUUGCCCUCUCAAGUCGACCCAACUACACUGGCAGAGUUGCCGCAGGAUAUCAGGGAUAGGCUCGCUCAGCACACAAAGGCAGACAAGAAAUCUGCUAUUGCUGCUUCUUUUUCAAAGCAGAAUAUCACAUCACCACAUUCAACUCCUAAGAUUUUCACGGCACUUCCAGCCCAGUCGCAAAUUGAUUUAGAAAUGCUCAACGCUCUUCCCGAGGAUGUCAGGUCGGAGGUGCUAACCUUUUACAACAAAUCGUCUUAUGAAGCUAAAGUCAUCGAACGUGCGAACACACUCCUUUCGCCAAGCAGAAACCGCACGUCUCUCCGUAGCAACCGUUCGACGGCUUCUACUGUAAGGCGCAGAGGAAGACCCGGUAAAUUUGAUGCCCGGUCUAGCGCCAAUGUCACGACGUUGACACAAUCGAAUUUCAUCACCUCCAGAUCACGCCAAGGAUCUCCUGAGGCCACAACAACAGAUACCGACGGGGACGAGGCGAUGGCUCCAGAAGGCUCUGGCAUGGACCCAGAUUUUCUUGCUGCACUACCUGAGGAUAUUCGUCGCGAGGUUCUUGAUGAGCAACGCCGCAAACGACUCGCAGAAACAUCCGGUAUUCAAAUCGCCACCCGACGGAAGCUACCUUCUAAGCAAGUGGCCCAUGAGCCAAUCGAACAUCUUUUAAAGCUACCUCCACGCCCCCCCAAGCCUAGUUUCACGGGUAGAAAGCUAACAAUGCUGCCACAGCUUCGUGAAGCGAUCAGUGAAUGGGCAAGAGAAUUCCGCGAGGAGGGUCCUUACAAGGAAGAUGUGAACGCGUUGUGUACAUAUAUGCAUAGAGUGAUAACAGAAGAGGGGGACAUGAGUAAAGUUGUUGGGGCCGUUAAAUGGCUCUCCUGGGUUGUGCAAGAGGAGUUGGUAGAAGAGAGGGAUGCCUGUUCGAAAUGGGAGGCUGCUCUAAGGGACGUAAAAUCCUUCGUACAAAAGAGCGUGCAACAGCGAGGCUUGGGCAGGCUUCAUCUCUAGUGUAUGACAUCAUCAACAUCUUGGUAUGUGUUAAUCGUUCAAGACGUAUUGUCAGAUGUAUUUGCAAGUACCAUGCUUGUCUCUGCAUUGCGUUUGUGUCACAGGUUUCACAAACGAAGACAUGAGAUUGAUUUCCAGAAGGUUUAUGCGAUUAGGCCACAGGAACCUAGCACAUAAAGCAAAGCACUAUACAAUUCAUAAUCUCAAC